AUGGCAGAAUUAAAGGAGCAUCCGAUCAUCCAGGCGUCGUAUGUACGUCAGGCGAGAGACAUCGCAAUGGGCGUGCAUCCGCUCUCGAAGAACGCUCUUUCCCUCUUGCUGCUGACAGACGCUCUUCUCACCAGCUUGAUUAUUUGGAAGGUUCCUUAUACGGAAAUCGAUUGGAGCACCUACAUGCAGCAAGUCGAGCUGUACAUCAAGGGCGAGCGCGAUUAUACCAAAAUUACAGGCAGUACCGGACCGCUGGUGUAUCCCGCUGCGCAUGUUUAUAUCUACUGGUUGCUGUACGAGUUUACGGGUAAAGGGAGCAACAUUUUGCGCGCGCAAGUCUUGUUUGGGGGUUUGUAUCUGGCAACGUUGGGGGUGGUUAUGAGUUGCUACCGAAGGGCGAAGGCACCGCUCUAUAUCUUCCCCAUGCUCAUCCUCUCCAAGCGACUCCAUAGCAUCUUCGUCCUGCGGCUGUUCAACGACUGCUUUGCAGUUUUCUUCCUUUGGGUCGCCAUCUACUUUUUCCAACUCCGGAUGUGGACUUUAGGAGGUGUGGCAUACAGCUUAGGGGUUGGGGUUAAGAUGUCACUGCUGCUGUCUCUCCCAGCGGUGGGAGUCAUUUUGUUCUUGGCGAGAGGUUUUCAGGGGGCUCUCAAGCAAGCCUCGCUUAUGGCCCAACUUCAGGUAGUCCUUGCGCUUCCAUUUAUCUCUGGUAACACAAUGGGGUAUCUGAGCAGGGCUUUCGAGUUCUCAAGAGUUUUCAUGUUCCAAUGGACUGUUAAUUGGAGGUUCCUGGGUGAGAAGACCUUCUUGAGCAAGAAGCUUGCAGUAGCUCUGUUGGCUGGACACAUCAGCACGCUACUAUUGUUCCUCUAUACACGCUGGCUCAAACCUGCAGAAAAGUCAUGGAUGGAACUGAUCAACAACGCAUUGAAAUUGCAGGAGCCUUGUGGGAGGAUGCAGCACGCAGUUUCGAUUCGAGUCUCGCCAAACUAUGUCUUGACGACUAUCCUCACUGCCAACGCUAUUGGAAUGUUGUUUGCCCGCUCGCUCCACUACCAAUUUUACGCUUACAUCGCCUUGGCUACUCCGUUCCUUCUGUGGCGCAGUGGUAUGCACCCGAUAUUCCAGUACGGACUCUGGGCCGUACAGGAAUGGGCUUGGAAUGUGUAUCCUAGCACAGAUUUGAGCUCGAAAUCGGUGGUUUGCAUUUUGGCUAUUACCGUUCUAAGGAUGUGGUGGGGGACUCGAACAGAUUUCGUGGUUCCUCGGGGUGAUGGGGCUGCAAGCAAGAAGCUUACUUGA
Messenger RNA from Drepanopeziza brunnea f. sp. 'multigermtubi' MB_m1, 1302 nucleotides. RefSeq lists its product as uncharacterized. The record is from RefSeq and is a predicted model, not a curated record. Lineage: Eukaryota; Fungi; Ascomycota; Leotiomycetes; Helotiales; Drepanopezizaceae. Gene Ontology annotation, cellular component: endoplasmic reticulum. Gene Ontology annotation, molecular function: dol-P-Man:Man(5)GlcNAc(2)-PP-Dol alpha-1,3-mannosyltransferase activity.